CAUUGGACGUAAACAUGGAGGAGAGAGAGGCACUGAAAAGGCAGAUUGAACUUUUACAAGAUCUUAUCAAUAAGCAUAAGAGCGUCCAUGGAGAUGAACCAAUCACCGCAGCACAGCAGAGGCAACCUGAAGUUUCUACAGCAGCCAUAGGCAGAAGUUUCAGCACAUCUGUUUUCCAGCCUCAUAGCUCCCGAGGGAAGCCCUAUGCUCCUCAGAGCCGUGGAAGUUGGAAAAAAACGUACUCUCUGAGGAAUAAUGCCCCCCAGUCCUCCGGGCCACCUCCAUCAGGGGCCCCCUCCAAUCCCUUUCAUCCAUCAGCCUCCAAAUAUGGAGCUGGCAGCAUCCCUGCAACAACAUGCAGCAGAGAGAAUCAAACCAAUCUCACCAAAACUGUCACUUUAUUAUCAGGGAAUCUCACUCAGAAGAAAGAGGGAAUUGCUGGCAGGCUAAUGGGGGUGAGUGGAACAGCAACAGCACCUUCAAACACUUCUUUUGAAAAGCAAGGUUCAAGUUCAGGUGGAGCCAGUAUCCAUCAAAAUGCACCAAAGACUCAGGAAGGUCAUCAAAAGGCUGAAAACAGACUUGUCAUCCUGCCAGGAAAGAAAACAAGUGCUUCCUUUAAUGUUUCAUCUGUUGCUAAAACCAACACUUUAAUAAGUUCUCAGAAAAGGAUUCAGGUGCAGAACAAGCCUUCCCUGAGCAAUAAAGCCAGUCUAGAAACUUGCAGGACUAAAAAUUUUCAAGGUAUACCAACUCAGUCCAGUGAUCCCACCAGACCGGCUCUACUUUCUCCCUCUAAGGAAUCAAAACUCUCAUCCCAAACCCCACAAGAACAGGUUAAUGCACCCUCAGUACAAAAAUCUAAAUUCACCUGGGUGAAGAGCCAGACUGUAGAGCUGGAGCCGAAAGCAGUCAGCUCUGUUUCUGUACCAAUAAAAAAAGUUACUACUUCUCAGUUAUCGGCCCUUAAAGCUUCAGUUGGGAGUCCGUUAUCAGUUGCAUUAAAUAAGAAAACGCCUAAAAAGUUUCCUAGGAAACUCAGUCCUGUCAUGAUAGCACCUAAAACCUCAAAGUACAGAUGGGUUUCAUCCUCUGGAGUCCAACCCAAGACACAGCGCAAACCGUUGUCUCCCAAAGCCCUAACUGUUCCUCAGAAAGGCCUGGAGAGAAGAGAUGCUGCCAAGAAGCUUAAACCAGCCUCCACCCCCCCUACAAGACUGAAGAAGGGAAUCACAGCUUCCUCUGCCAGCUCAGCAGUUGUAAGCCGUUACCGUUGGAAGGCCGGAGGGUUAACAGCAGGGUCGCUGACAGGAACCGCAGCAGCCGGCAGCCAUAGAUCUGCCUUCCACUGGACGGCAGAGAAAAGCAACAAAGGGCUAAAGGUCGGACAUGUUUCUCCAACUUUAUCUCAAAGGGCUUACCUCCGCUCCUCCCCUGGUGGGUUCAAGCUCCGUAGCAGGAUGAAAAUCAUCAGGAAGUCUCCCUGCAGUGUCGUUUCAUCAGAGAAGGUGAGCAGUCUGGCUUCAGGAAAGCUUUCUCCACGUAGUCGCCUGCACACCAUCACCAGGAGCCCUGCAGGCCUUCGGAGGACACCUUCCAGGGAACUGGUCUGUUUUGGCAGACACAAGCUGAGGCGCCUCUCUCCUACCUCGUCAAAAAAUACUGUCUCUACAUCCCAUCUAAGCCCCGCCUCCAAGCGAGUGUUCAGGACACGCUACAAGAUAGUGACCCGUCCGGGUACCAGUGGUGUGCAGACUCCGCAGCACAACCCAGCGCUCACCUGGCGAGCAAGGAAGAUUCAGUCAGCAAG
Molecule: messenger RNA, 1810 nt
Organism: Cyprinodon variegatus (sheepshead minnow)
Lineage: Eukaryota; Metazoa; Chordata; Actinopteri; Cyprinodontiformes; Cyprinodontidae
Product: zinc finger CCCH domain-containing protein 3-like
Exons: 4
Source: RefSeq, a predicted model, not a curated record